UCUCUAAACAUAAUAACAAUCUUCAUCCAAAUUGUAUCUAUAUAUUGUGUGUAUACAUCUAAAAUCUCUGCCUCAGCAUCUGCCAAACCCUAUAAAUACAAGGAGUGGUCACGGGUCGCCUCGUCCUCUCUUCUCCUUUUACUCCAUUCAUCUCUGCAAUUCUCUUUCUGCCACAGCACUUGGUUUUUUUCUUCUUUUUUUUUUCUCGCAGUAGCUUAAAAAUGGAGGCUUUGGAUUCGGCUCGUGCAUUUGUGAAAGAUGUUAAGCGUGUUGUCAUCAAGGUUGGAACUGCUGUUGUCACGCGAGCUGAUGGAAGAUUAGCUCUUGGACGACUAGGAUCACUUUGUGAGCAGAUUCACGAACUGAACAUGCAAGGAUAUGAGGUUAUUUUGGUGACUUCAGGAGCUGUUGGUGUGGGCCGCCAACGGCUAAGAUACAGGAGAUUAGUUAAUAGCAGUUUUGCAGACCUCCAAAAACCACAAGUAGAACUUGAUGGUAAGGCUUGUGCAGCUGUUGGUCAAAACGGUCUUAUGGCUCUCUAUGAUACUCUGUUCAGCCAGUUGGAUAUGACCUCAGCGCAACUUCUAGUUACUGAUAAUGAUUUCAGAGAUACCGAAUUUAGGAAGCAACUCAAUGAGACUGUCGUGUCUUUGUUGUCUCUGAAGGUUGUUCCUAUAUUCAACGAAAAUGAUGCUGUUAGUACCAGGAGAGCUCCUUAUGAGGACUCUUCUGGAAUAUUUUGGGAUAAUGACAGUUUAGCGGCUCUCCUAGCGCUGGAGCUAAAAGCUGACCUCCUUGUCCUGUUGAGUGAUGUUGACGGUCUUUAUAGUGGUCCACCAAGUGACCCACAUUCUGAGUUAAUUCAGACAUACAUUAAGGAAAGACACGAGGGAGGCAUAACUUUUGGAGACAAGUCUAGGGUUGGAAGAGGUGGUAUGACGGCUAAAGUAAAAGCUGCUGUUCAUGCUGCUGAUGCUGGCAUUCCUGUCGUUAUCACCAGUGGUUUUGCUGCUGGAAAUAUUAUAAAAGUUUUAAACGGACAGCUCGUGGGUACUCUGUUUCAUCGGGAUGCUAUUAAGUGGGUCUCACAAGGACAAUUUGGUGCACGUGACAUGGCAGUUGCAGCUAGAGAAAGUUCACGACGAUUGCAGGCUAUGCCUUCAGAAGAGAGAAGUAAAAUUUUGUUGGAUGUAGCCGAUGCUCUUGAAGCAAGUGAGAAGCUAAUAAUCGCUGAAAACGAGGCUGAUGUUUCUGAGGCACAGCUGGCUGGAUAUGAUAAAUCUUUGAUCUCUAGGCUUGCCCUGAAGCCUGGUAAGGUUUCUAGUCUUGCUAAUUCUAUCCGUGUGCUAGCAAACAUGGAGGAGCCAGUUGGUCGAGUUUUGAAGAGAACAGAGCUUUCGGAAGGAUUCAUCCUGGAGAAGAUGUCAUCUCCCCUCGGUGUUCUUUUGAUAAUUUUUGAGUCUCGACCUGAUGCACUGGUGCAAAUCGCUUCACUAGCAAUUCGGAGUGGUAACGGGCUCCUGUUAAAGGGCGGUAAAGAAGCUAGAAGAUCAAAUGCAAUCCUACAUAAGAUAAUUACUUCUGCCAUCCCGAAAAAUAUUGGGGAACGACUUAUUGGACUGGUUACUUCCAGAGAUGAGAUCCCUGAAUUGCUCAAGCUGGAUGAUGUAAUUGACCUCGUGAUUCCAAGAGGCAGCAAUAAACUUGUUUCUCAAAUUAAGGCUUCAACAAAGAUUCCUGUUCUUGGUCAUGCUGAUGGAAUCUGCCAUGUUUAUGUAGACAAGUCAGCUAAUAUUGAUAUGGCUAAGCAAAUCGUUUUGGACGCAAAGACAGAUUAUCCUGCUGCUUGCAAUGCUAUGGAAACACUGCUCGUUCACAAGGACUUGGCACAGACUGGUGGCCUAAACGAGCUUAUUGUGGAACUACAAAUUAAAGGUGUGACAAUAUUUGGUGGACCCCGAGCAAGCUCUUUACUGAAUAUUCCCGAGGCCCGUUCACUACACCAUGAAUAUAGUUCUCUCUCUUGCACUGUUGAAGUUGUGGAUGAUGUAAAUGCUGCCAUUGAUCAUAUACAUGAACACGGAAGUGGUCAUACAGACUGCAUCAUAACUGAAGAUCGUGAGGUGGCAGAUGUGUUUUUACGUCUAGUUGACAGUGCUGCUGUAUUUCACAAUGCAAGUACAAGAUUUAGUGAUGGCUUCCGUUUUGGAUUAGGUGCAGAGGUUGGCAUUAGCACAAGUCGUAUUCAUGCUCGUGGUCCUGUAGGUGUCGAGGGAUUGCUUACAACACGAUGGCUUGCAAGAGGAAGUGGGCAAGUUGUAAAUGGUGACAAAGACAUUGUUUACACUCACAAGGACUUAAGUCUGCAAUCUUAAGACCAAGCAUCUGGUAAAAUUAUGACAUGUCUAUUUUACGUCACAUGUCCGAGGAUCGGCUGUUCCUGUGUACUAUGAUAUUAGAUUCUAGCUAACAAAAACUUCAUGAGAAUCACAACUCGAACGAUAUAAAUUAUUGUUUUUAAAAAAUUAUGAUAUUUACGCUUCAGAUUGUUGCUUGGAUUGCGCAGUUUAGUUUCGUGAGUUCACUUUCAAUAUUUGAAGGAUGGCUGCUUUUUUCUAGCUUCUUACUUCAAAUAUGAAAUUUGUGGCAACAGCAUAAUAAAAUCUCUGAUAUUAUUUAAUUGUUGUUCUUGUUUU
Messenger RNA from Erythranthe guttata (spotted monkey flower), 2696 nucleotides. It is a transcript of the gene P5CS1, whose product is annotated as delta1-pyrroline-5-carboxylate synthase 1. The record is from RefSeq and is a predicted model, not a curated record. Gene Ontology annotation, molecular function: ATP binding; glutamate-5-semialdehyde dehydrogenase (NADP+) activity; glutamate 5-kinase activity. Gene Ontology annotation, cellular component: cytoplasm. NCBI's taxonomy places the organism in Eukaryota, Viridiplantae, Streptophyta, Magnoliopsida, Lamiales, Phrymaceae.